UAGUGAACAAAAAACAUGACAAUGAACAGCUUUAUACUCCUUGGCUUAUUCUUGGGGUCCGCGUUAGGCCAAGAAUGUGAAAAUAAUCAGGAGUCAUUUGGCGCGUUUUGCUAUCAAUGGAGCAUCUUGGCAGACGGUGUACACAAUUUUUGGGAAGCACGGCAACAAUGUCUUAACGCUGGGGGAGAUCUUGCUAGUGUUGGAACGAUUGAGGAAUAUAACUUCUUGGCUGAAACGCACUAUGUUGAAGCACAUUGGCUUGGAGGGACUGCAGAGAGGGCUCAGAAUGGAACCUACCAUUGGUUGGACGGAACACCAUGGAACGCGUCCGUAGCGCAAGCUGCCUGGGGCGAUGGACAACCGAGUGGAGGAAAUCAACAUUGUACAGCGUGGUGGCAAAGUGAGAUAGGCAAAUGGGACGAUAAGAAUUGCGACACAUACUAUGCCGGCUAUUUGUGCAAAUUCCCGAAAAGAGACGCGUGCACAUGCGCAGAUAACGAGUCUAGGUUCUGUGACAGAGAUUACACGUGUACCAGUUACAGAGCCUGUGAAUCUGGACAAACCAUCACCGUUUCAUGUCCACCAGGGCGAAAACUAGAUGCCGAUAAUAACUGUGUAGACCCUGUUACACUUGGACCCCCAUGUAACUGGAACCCCAAUUGUACGGGGGUUGCUAAUGGAAACUACCCGAGUGACCUUGACUACUGUAGAACCUACUACACAUGCGCAGGUGGAAGCCUCACUGCCAUGGCAACAUGUCCGGAUCAAGAGAGAGGAGAAGAGCAGACGUUUGACCCCUCAGUAGGGUACUGCAGACCAGCAGUUGAGGUAUGCGCCCCUUGUGGUAGACCCGAAGAGAGGCCUCCAACGGACCCACCCUGUCAAGCGUAGAUGUACGUCACUGGUGAUGGAAUAUAUAAUAUGUAGUAUUAUGUACAAUUUACAAAUUUAUUUUGUGUAAAUUGAUGCUUAACUUGAGAAUCAUAUAGAAGAUGAAGCCUGGGCUGAUCUAC
Molecule: messenger RNA, 1013 nt
Organism: Owenia fusiformis
Lineage: Eukaryota; Metazoa; Annelida; Polychaeta; Sabellida; Oweniidae
Source: the annotation of a GenBank genome assembly